Molecule: messenger RNA, 917 nt
Organism: Chenopodium quinoa (quinoa)
Lineage: Eukaryota; Viridiplantae; Streptophyta; Magnoliopsida; Caryophyllales; Amaranthaceae
Product: protein EMBRYO SAC DEVELOPMENT ARREST 3, chloroplastic-like
Exons: 6
Coding region: 26-412 (128 amino acids)
Source: RefSeq, a predicted model, not a curated record
UAAUUGGUUGUUUUUGAAGGAAUUGAUGGGAGUAACAAUGGCAGCUCUUUUGCCAACUGUGAAGUUCAAUUUCUUGCCAAAAAUUCCAUCAUCUUCAAAUUCAUCUAUAAAGAGGGUGGUGGGAUUAAAGCCAGUGUUUUGCUCAGCUGUUCAGGAAGUGGAACAACAGGAAUCAAAGGUAGGAAUUUUGUGUGAACCUUGCAACGGAACAGGAUGGCUACUUUGUGAUUUCUGCAAUGGACAAAAAACUAAUGUGAAGUCUCAAACAAAUAAGAUCUAUCGUCGAUGUCCAUCAUGUAAAGCGGGACUUGUUUUGGAAAGUCUGCACGACUCUACAUGCUUAUGCCUCUUCAUGUCAACUAAAGACUUCACAUGGACCAAAGAUGCUAGUGCUAGAUCAUAUCUUCUUUAGAACCCUAUACAGGUGAAACUGUUAGCAUAUCUCUUUCUUUCAGAAUAUAUUGCUGUGAUUUGAAUAAACUAUGUACGGUCUUCAAUUUCCAAGAAGUUGCUAAAUUCUGAUGUUGUAUUAUGUACCAGAGGUGAAUCUAUCUAAUGACAAUUCAUGCUUGCAUCAAAGCUAUUGGCUUCUAAGGAGUUGGGUAGCUUGAUUUGGCUCCACACAUUUGGGUGGUCACUGGUCAGAGUGGCUUCAGAUCAAGUUUUAUCUAAAGACUAUCGUGAAUAGGACCUUGUUCUGGCUGAAAUGUUUAUACAGUGGAGAAAAUUUUUCCCAACAUUUCAUAUUCAAUUGUAUUUCUGGAGCAAAACAAGAAUACAAAGGUAAUUUGAACUCUGGAGGAUAACAAACGUAUAAGAUAUGGUGACUUCGGUUACUAUAGCCGAUAACUCGGAAGUCAAAUUACAAUGGUAUUUAAACUCGUCAAAUUACAUGAGCUUCGGACAUGAUGCUAUUA